AUGGCGCGAGCUCUGCGCGCGCUGUGCUGCGCGGCUGGACCGGGAUCGGGACCGGGACCGGGAUCGGGAUGGGGACCGGGACCGGGACCGGGACCGGGUCCCGGCCCCAGCCCUGGCCCUGAGCGGGGGCCGCGGGUCCGGUUCGGGCCCAGCCCCACAGGUUUUCUGCAUUUAGGUGGCCUUAGGACUGCUUUGUACAAUUAUAUCUUUGCCAAAAAACACCGAGGGACCUUUAUUUUAAGAGUGGAGGAUACUGACCAGAACCGGGUGGUACCCGGAGCUGCAGAAGGAAUAGAAGAUAUGUUGGACUGGGCAGGUAUUUCCCCGGACGAGAGCCCCGGGCGCGGCGGCCCCGCCGGUCCCUACGUGCAGUCACAGAGGCUGGAGCUGUACGGGCGGGCCGGCGCGGCGCUGCUGGCCAGCGGGGCUGCCUACCGCUGCUUCUGCAGCCCGCAGCGCCUGGAGCUGCUCCGCAAGGACGCGCUGCGCAGCCACCAGACCCCGCGAUAUGACAACCGGUGUCGGCACCUGGCGCCCACGGAAGUGGCCCAGAAGCUGUCAGAGGGCCUCGACUGCGUCAUCCGCUUCCGCCUGGAGAAGGGGGUGGAACCCUUCCAGGACCUGGUCUAUGGCUGGAACAAGCAUGAGGUGGCUGAGGUGGAAGGUGACCCCGUGAUUCUCAAGGGGGAUGGCUUCCCCACGUACCACCUGGCAAACGUGGUGGAUGACCACUACAUGGGCAUCACCCACGUCCUGCGUGGGACCGAGUGGCUGGCUUCAACUUCCAAGCACCUGCUUCUCUACAAAGCCUUUGGCUGGGAGCCCCCUCAGUUUGGCCACCUCCCGCUGCUGCUGAACAAGGAUGGUGGCAAGCUGUCCAAGAGGCAGGGGGACAUCUUCCUGGAGCGCUUUGCUCGGGAUGGCUUCCUGCCAGAGGCACUGCUGGACAUUGUCACCAACUGCGGCUCGGGGUUCACAGAGAAGCAGAUGGGGAGGACUUUGGAGGAGCUGAUCUCCCAGUUUGAAGUAGGCAGAAUUACAACCCAUUCUGCUCUCCUGGACCUGGAAGCACUCCCAGAAUUCAACAGGGUUCACCUGACCCGUCACAUUGAGAACCAGGGGCUGCGCCAGAAGCUCAUUAGGGAGCUGCAGGGGCUGGUGGAGCUUGUCUAUGGGGAUCAGCAAGUGGAUCCAGAUGUUCUGGAAAAUGAAUAUGUGGAGCGAGUCCUCCUGCUGAGAAAAGGUCACAUAAGCCUCCUGAAGAAUCUGGUGUCAAGUGAUUACUCUUACCUAUGGGUCAGGCCCUCAGUGUCCCGGCAGCAGCUACAAACAAUUUCUGCAGAAGCAGAUGAAAUAGGAAAACUGGUCUUAGGGCUCAUGACAAGGCAGGCAGCUGCCUUCACUGUGGAGGAGUUGAACAAAGGCCUGAGAAGUCUCCAGAAGCAAACCAGAGACACCAAGUACAGCAGCAUGAUGCAGCUCCUCCGCUUGGUGCUCAGCGGGCGGCAGCACGGCCCGAGCGUUGCUGAGAUGAUGGUGACUCUGGGAGCUGAGGAGGUGUGUGGCAGGAUCCGCAGAGCGCUGUCCAGCUGACGAGGGACGUCGGUGACGCUCACUUGGAUGGUGCAGGUGGCACCUGCGUGAUCAUCUCUGAUCAGACGAGCUGGGCUUUAGGCCAGGCAGGUGCCUGUGCUGGUCCCACGUCUGUACAAACCUGCACUGAGCACAAAUCACUUUGUUUGGGACAGGAACCAGGUCCAGAUUCAAGUCCAUCCUGCUUUUGCCUCGUGCAAGGAGCCUGGUUUGCAGGGUGGGAGAAGAAGACAUGAAUCGGCAUUUAAAUUCAGACCGUGUGGACAGAAAGUAGCUGAACUUCUGACAGCAGCAGAUCUGGUUCUUUUUGGAGAGGGCUUUGCAAUCAGGGGUACCUACAGCUACAAAAUACAGUUCCUCAAUAAAUACAGUGGGAGGUAUUUUUAUAUAUAUAUAAACAGAUGUAUAUUAUAGCUGCUGCCCUGGUGUCCUACCAGGCUGAGUGAGCUGCUCGGAGGAGGGUUUCCUCCCUGUGUGCUGUGUCAUGCACAGGGUUCUGCUAAAAAUAUCCCUGAUCAGGAGACUGGAUGUAUUUUCCUCUUUUGUCCG
Cinclus cinclus is the source of this 2142-nucleotide messenger RNA. RefSeq names its product glutamyl-tRNA synthetase 2, mitochondrial (gene EARS2). The transcript has 9 exons. Gene Ontology annotation, biological process: glutamyl-tRNA aminoacylation. Bases 1 to 1593 code for a protein of 530 amino acids. NCBI's taxonomy places the organism in Eukaryota, Metazoa, Chordata, Aves, Passeriformes, Cinclidae. The record is from RefSeq and is a predicted model, not a curated record. Gene Ontology annotation, molecular function: tRNA binding; zinc ion binding; ATP binding.